AGAAUAGGAAUGUCCUGGGGGAAUCUGCAGACUAUGUGCCAAAAGUAGUGCCUGCUGAACCAGAGGUUGCUGGGAGCAUGGAUGAAACCCCUGUAUUGGAAGCAGUGGUAGAAACCCCUGUAAUGGCAGCAGUGGUGGAGGCUACAGCCCUAGAAGCUCCAGUAGUGGAAGAGUCCAUUGUCAUGGAAGAGGUAGAACCUGUUGCAGCUGCAGUCGUGGAGUUUAUCCCAGCAGUAGAAGAAUCUAUCCCAGUGACAUUCGUGGAACCAACUAUGGCUGCAGUGGAAGAAUCCAUUGAGUUGGCAGAGGAGGAACCCAUUAUUGUUGAAGUGGAAGCUCCCAAGCCAAAGGAGGCAACAUCAGUGGAAGAUAUCAUCACUAAGAUAGAGGCUCUUGUCACCAUAGAAAAUGACACAGAAGCACCCCUCUUGGUGCCAGAGGUAGCACAGUCCACCCCAGAGGAAGCGUUCAGAGCAACACCAGAGGAGGCUGUUGAGGAAGGACCUGCAACAAUGAAGCCCAUAGCAACAGAUACACCUGUUACAGAGUUGGUCACAGAACCCAUUGUAACAGAAGCACCAGUUGCCGAGGAAGCGCCAGUGCCUAUAGCAACAGAACCAGAACCUGUUAUCAUAGAAGCAGUGGUGGAAGCUGAAGCACCCAUUGCCGCAGCAGUACUAGAAGCCAUAGCAACAGAACCCAUGGUUACAGAACAAGCACCUGUUACCAUUGAAGUGGCAGUGGCAGCAGAAGCACCCAUUACUGAGGUAGUAGCAGAAGCCAUAGCAGCAUCUGAAAAAGCCCCAGUCAUUGUAGAAGAGAAUGAACCUGACCCAGCACCACUCAUAGACCUAGCCCCAGCCAGAGACCUAGCCUCAGCCAUAGACCUAGCCCCAGCCAGAGACCUAGCCUCAGCCAUAGACCUAGCCCCAGCCAGAGACCUAGCCUCAGCCAGAGACCUAGCCCCAGCCAGAGACCUAGCCUCAGCCAUAGACCUAGCCCCAGCCAGAGACCUAGCUCCAGCACCAUUCAUAGACCUAGCCCCAGCCAUAGACCUAUCCCCAGCACCACUCAUAGACCUAGCCCCAGCCAUAUACCUAGACCCAGCCAGAGACCUAGCCUCAGCCAUAGACCUAGCCCCAGCCAGAGACCUAGCUCCAGCACCAUUCAUAGACCUAGCCCCAGCCAUAGACCUAUCCCCAGCACCACUCAUAGACCUAGCCCCAGCCAUAGACCUAGCCCCAGCCAUAGACCUAGCCCCAGCACCACUCAUAGACCUAGCCCCAGCCAUAGACCUAGCCCCAGCUCCACUCAUAGACCUAGCCCCAGCACCACUCAUAGACCUAGCCCCAGCCAUAGACCUAGCCCCAGCUCCACUCAUAGAACUAGCCCCAGUCAUAGAUCCAGCUACAACCCCAACUGUAGAGGACAAGGCUGCAGCAGCCCCAGCAGUGGAGCCCCUACCAGCACUCACCCAGGUGGUUCCACCAGGCGCAGAGCUAGCCGCUGCAGCCCCUCUAGCUGCCCUCUUAGAGGGUAAAGGUGUGGAGGAGGCAGCCCCUCUAGCUGCCCUCUUAGAGGGUAAAGGUAUGGAGGAGGCAGCCCCUCUAGCUGCCCUCUUAGAGGGUAAAGGUAUGGAGGAGGCAGCCCCUCUAGCUGCCCUCUUAGAGGGUAAAGGUAUGGAGGAGGCAGCCCCUCUAGCUGCCCUCUUAGAGGGUAAAGGUGUGGAGGAGGCAGCCCCUCUAGCUGCCCUCUUAGAGGGUAAAGAUGUGGAGGAGGCAGCCCCUGUAGCUGCCCUCUUAGAGGGUAAAGGUGUGGAGGAGGCAGCCCCUGUAGCUGCCCUCUUAGAGGGUAAAGGUAUGGAGGAGGCAGCCCCUGUAGCUGCCCUCUUAGAGGGUAAAGGUGUGGAGGAGGCAGCCCCUGUAGGAGUAGCAACAGCAUCCAUGGACCUGCUGGACCUGAAUGAUGAGGGCCUUGACGACCUGGACAUGUUUGAUCUGGACGAUGACAUCGACACCACAGACGUCAAUCUGGACGAUGACUUCUCAGACGACUGAAACUCUUUGAGAAAUGCCCUUAAAGUGACCAAAGAGCACAGUGUUGUUCAUACACCUAGUGAAUGGGAGUGUGUGUGUGGGGGACCAGGUGUUUUUACCUUUACAGUGAAACUGGUGAAAGGUGGGGUGGAUGAGUUCAUGUCUUUCCUUCUUCACACAUUAACUGUGAAACACAGUGGGAGGGUGUUUAUAGAAGGCUUUGGGUGAUAAUGAGGUGGACUGGGUUCAUUCAUUAGGAAUAAACACAGUAAAUGUUUUGAAACGGGAUACAAAUUUGCCUUCUUAUUGAACAGGUCAAAUGUACUGUGUCAAAUUGAUUUCUGGUUUCGCACAUGCUGAACACAACCCCGGGUUGUAUUCAUUAGUCGUAUUUCAUUGCAAAAUGUUUUGCAAUGGAAAUGGUUUACUCCAAAUACAAAACACAUUUUGUUCAUAGAGUAAACUUUUUCCAUUGCAAACAUUUAGCAAUGGCAUCCAACUAGUGGAUACACCAUGGUUUUAAAAUCCUUUGUACAGUACUUCAUCCUCCAACUCUCACAUUGACCUACAGUAUAGAAUGAUAGUGUGAACCAGUGGUCACUUGUUUACAUGUUUACCUUAUCCUCACACAUAGGAAGAUGGGUUUACUACUGUACCUCUUACCACUAGCUAAACAGGCUUUGAUCUUUCAUUCAUUAGUUAGGUCAUGAGCUUGUCUUCAGUAUCCCUCUACAUGUCUCGGCAAGCAUGCUGCUCUGCCAUGGUCUAGUAUCUUAUGCAUCUGCUGUUUUUAAUAAAGAGCUACUUCAUUGUUACAGAUGUGAACCCAAGUGCCUUAUGUAUGACUGGUCUGGAAUUAAAUGUUAUCAACUCAAUAAAGAUGACAAGUGUUUGUCUGAAUCAG
Messenger RNA from Oncorhynchus gorbuscha (pink salmon), 2940 nucleotides. RefSeq names its product calphotin-like. The transcript is spliced from 4 exons. The record is from RefSeq and is a predicted model, not a curated record. Lineage: Eukaryota; Metazoa; Chordata; Actinopteri; Salmoniformes; Salmonidae. Bases 78 to 2057 code for a protein of 659 amino acids.